AUGACUUUUUUUUGUCCUUUCUUUCUUUUGCAGAGGUCAGAGGGAAUACAACUAGAACUUUACGAAGAUUCGAUUGAUGACAUGUUCUCCAAUUGUAAAGAAGAGAUGAGGAAAAUGCUCUCGGCCAAGUUCUCUUACAAACUGGAAGAAAAAGGAUAUGAGACUCAUUGUGUCGACGAAAAAAGCAAAAUAGAAAAGAUUGAUGAUAUUCUGACCCAGGAGGAACUGCAAGCAAUUCGUGUCUACACAGAACAUACAAACGCAGUAUAUAAAAUAUUUAACCCUGCAGUCAGGACAGGUAAAAAUGAAUAUGGUAAAAAUAUAUGUCAGUUCCACAAAUUAUAUUUCUUGCUUGUAUCUUCUGUACAGAAAUUAAAAAUAGCAGACAAAGAAAAGUGCUAUACUACUUACAAACGAUACUCCAGUGAAGUUAAAUUUAAAUCAGAUAAAAUAAGACUUGGUAGCUUUGCAUCCAGCUCUCUGACACCUGACCAGAAAGAUUAUGGUAAAAAGUCCUGCCUUAAAAUCAAAACGUGUCAUGGUGCUGACAUAGAAAAAUAUUCAGCUUAUCCUGAAGAGAAAGAAGUGCUUAUACCACCCUAUGAGAUGUUCGAGCUUACAAAAAAUAAUGAUGUUAAAGAACUAAAGGACUGUGAAACUACAUUUGUCUUGGAGAGUAUUGGCACUAAGAGCAACCUGGAUUGCAAAUUAGUUAAAAAGUGA
Poeciliopsis prolifica (blackstripe livebearer) is the source of this 723-nucleotide messenger RNA. Its product is annotated as ecto-ADP-ribosyltransferase 5-like. The transcript is spliced from 2 exons. NCBI's taxonomy places the organism in Eukaryota, Metazoa, Chordata, Actinopteri, Cyprinodontiformes, Poeciliidae. The record is from RefSeq and is a predicted model, not a curated record. Gene Ontology annotation, molecular function: NAD+ poly-ADP-ribosyltransferase activity; NAD+-protein-arginine ADP-ribosyltransferase activity. The coding region runs from base 1 to 723 and encodes 240 amino acids.